This is a messenger RNA of Geosmithia morbida, 1962 nucleotides long. RefSeq names its product Fungal trans. Gene Ontology annotation, molecular function: DNA binding; zinc ion binding. The record is from RefSeq and is a predicted model, not a curated record. Gene Ontology annotation, biological process: DNA-templated transcription. The transcript is spliced from 2 exons. Lineage: Eukaryota; Fungi; Ascomycota; Sordariomycetes; Hypocreales; Bionectriaceae. The coding region runs from base 1 to 1962 and encodes 653 amino acids.
AUGGAGGCACCAGCACGCCCAUCGUCGUCCCCGCCUCUGAGCCCUCGGCCGCCUCGGCCCCCCCCGGUCCACGCAUCCGCAAUAUCCGAUAGCCCGGCCACUGCGACUCACAAUAUCUCGCAGAAUGAAGACUUCGCGCCGCGGGCUGAACCGCUUCGCCCCCGACGACGCUCGGAGGCUCUGCAGCCUUCGUCCCGAGUAGGCCAGCUGCUCAACUCGCGGGGCGCCCCCUCCUACCAUGGCUCAUCAUACUUCGGCCACCAGUCUGCGGCGUCCAUGAUGCAAGUCGAGAGUCCUGAGCUACCGGUGGGGAUGAGCGGUAUACACAACGUCGCCAGCAGGAAUACCUCUCGGCGGCGAAUCCCUAACCCGCGUUUCCACCGUGACGAAAAAGGUCCCUACGCUCACAUCUGGGAAUUGGUUGGGUAUCUGCCUCGCCGUAGGGCCAUUGUCGAUCAUAUGGUGCGACAGUUCCUACGAGAGCUCAACCCCAUCUUCGACAGCGUGCACGGGGAGACGUUCCAGGUCAAUUACGACGCCUUUUGGGACCGCAAGUGGGGGGACGACGACCUGACGGCUGUGGAUCUGCGGUGGCUGGCCCUGCUGUUCAUGAUACUCGCCUUCGCCGAACUGCUUGACUGCCCACUCGACGCAUCUCCGGAUGCCCAGAGGAGCUGUGAGGAGGCUUCGGUCCAGUUCUUCUGGGCCUCACGCAAAGCCAUUGUCCUGGCGCCCACGCUGUCAGGCGAGAGCCCCGAUCUCGUGCGCGCAGGAAUCCUCGUCAGCCGCUACCUCAUGUAUUUUGGGCGCAAGACGGAGAGCUGGCUGACGUCAAGUUUUGCCAUACGCAUGGCCCAGGCGCAGGGAAUGCAUAUUGAUGGUGUGAGCUGGGGGCUGCCACCAAAGGUGCUCGAGACCCGUCGCCGUCUAUGGUGCACCCUCUACGCCAUGGACAGGUCCGUGUCGCUGGCCAUCGGACGCCCCUACACGACAAACGACAAGCACUGCAUGGCAAUGGCUAUCCGGAACAUAUGGAUCGACGAUAUGACGACCGAUGAAGCCUCCCGUGCGGCCGAGCAACCCAUCAAUGACCCGACACCCACCAUAUACUUUCGCUACCAGCAGGGUCUUUCAGCCAUCCUCGGAAACAUACACGACGAGUGCUUUGCCAUAGUACCCAUGACUACGUCAUAUCACACGUACGAAAAGGUACUGCAGCUCGAUCAUGCCCUCCUCGAUUGGGCGGAUUCACUCCCUUCUUACUUCCGUCUCGAGAGACCGGAUACCUCCAUCGACGCUCAGAGACCCUUUAUCUACUGGCAAAGAAUGUACCUCCACUCAGCCUAUCAUUUUUCCCGCGUCACCCUGCAUCGCACCUAUGUCCUUUUAGAGUCUAUCACCGACCGCUUCCAAUAUAGUCGCGACGCCUGCAUCUCGUCAGCGUGUGCAGACCUGCGCCUCAAGCUCUCUCUGCGCAACCUAACCAUGGCGGAUCGUUUAAAGGCGGGGAUUGCCAUGCACAACCUCUUCAACAGUGCUCUGGUCCUGGGCAUCAUCGCUGUCAAGGAACCCCACAGCGCUCGUACCGGUGCCAUUCUUGAGGAUCUUGGUGCGUACUGCGAGAAGCAACGUGCUGAUCCCUGGGUCAAUGAGUUCGUCAUGGCCGAGGUGAAAGUGAUUGAGCUCUGCAUCGCUACUGCCAGAAGGUCUGCAGCAUCCGAUACAGGCGCCGGCGAUGGGAGCGCCGUCAUUGCAGGGGAUGACCUGACGGACACGAGAAUGCAACCUCCCUGGCAGGACCAAGACAGUGUCUUCAACGACAUGGAGCCGGCUGUAUCGACGGAAGAGCUGGGUCCAUGCGAAAACUGGCUGGACAGCUGGUUCGGACCGACGCGCAAUUUCCCCGAACCUCUCGACUAUCAGUUCUGGGAGGACCUCGUGGGGACGCUAGACACAAAAUAA